Stegostoma tigrinum is the source of this 6302-nucleotide messenger RNA. It is a transcript of the gene amotl1, whose product is annotated as angiomotin like 1. Gene Ontology annotation, cellular component: cytoplasmic vesicle; plasma membrane; bicellular tight junction. Bases 501 to 3086 code for a protein of 861 amino acids. The record is from RefSeq and is a predicted model, not a curated record. Gene Ontology annotation, biological process: establishment of cell polarity involved in ameboidal cell migration; hippo signaling; actin cytoskeleton organization. Lineage: Eukaryota; Metazoa; Chordata; Chondrichthyes; Orectolobiformes; Stegostomatidae. The transcript has 14 exons.
CUCUUUCUGUGCAGGUUUCUAGGAUCUUUUGAUAAAUCUUUGCUAUAAUAAUACAAGCAGUCUUGCGGACUUUAUCGGUCCCUCUCUCCUUUGCACUCUGUAACGUUGUGUUGUGAACAGGCGCUAGGACCUAACGAGCCACGCUCUGGUGAUGUAGCCUUUAGGUCAUCCCAGUCGGUUGCCCUUGCCAGCUCUUCGCGGAAUUUACGGGAAAAUUGGAAGUUACGUGGAUUGACACAAAUUACAAUUUCCAGCAAAGGUUGAGAAAUUCAUUUUUGGAGGAGGCAGCCGAAGAUCCCCAAGAUGAACGUUGCCCGGGUACACCACUCUGUUUAUUAGAACAAAGUGAAUAUCUGUAUGAACAAGGAUUUUAUAGGUAACAUGAAUUGUAUCCCAAGCAUUUCCCAUUAAAUACAGAAGAAAUUAAUGCAAAGGAAGAAGGCAAAGAGGUACUUUUCAGCCAACUUCUUCAGAACCUCAUUGGGACUCCAAAAUUUGAAAUGAGAGGUUCAGAAGAAGCAUCAACGGGAAGAGUUUUGCAACGCCUAAUUCAAGAGCAUUUAAGACAUGGAAAUCCACAUGAGAACAUGACCCUACUGACAAUACAACAGCAAGCCACAGUGAACACUGGGCCAAACGACAGCAGUGGGAGCGCACACUCGUCCUCAGAAAACCUCAUGCAAGAAGAUCCACAAAUGGUCCAUCAGUCAGCACGUCAAGAACCUCAAGGGCAAGAAAAUCAGGUGGACAACGGUGUGAUGGAGAAGCAGGCACAGGUCACUCUAGCUCAGCAGAGUAUUGAAGAACUACCAACCUAUGAGGAAGCCAAAGCACAGUCUCAAUUCUUUAGAGGGCUGCAACAAACAUUGGUUGGCACUAGUUUCUAUGUUGCAGGGAUCACUAAUCAAAAAACAAAAACUGAGGGGAGACCUACAGUUAACAGAGUAAGCUCUGGGCAGAUACACAAGGAUGAAGCAUUAAAAGAACUUAAACAAGGUCAUGUUCGUUCUCUUAGUGAACGUUUAAUGCAACUUUCUCUGGAAAGGAAUGGUGUAAAGUCACAUCUUCCUGCCUCAAAAAACAAUCUCCCUUCCCAACAAACAAAUAAAGCCUUCAAAAAUAGAGGACAACAAUCUAUUCAAACCCUGUCAAAGAGUGUGGAUCCAAGAGGUCCUCCACCAGAAUAUCCUUUUAAAACCAAACAAAUGUUGCCGAUGCUUAAUCAAUCUCAUGAGCUUGCGAAUUUUUAUAAUGACUCUCACUCUCCAAAUCCUCAGGAAUUGCUUAAACCAUAUCCUGGAACUCUAGCAAUUCGACAAGAAGCAACAAUCCUAAGAUAUCAGUCACCACCAGAAUAUGGAUCAAACAGGCAAUGCCACACAUUUUUUCAAUCAUUGCCACCACAGGACCACAGCCCUAUGUCUUUCCAGAGCUCCAUGGAAAAGAAUAAGUUGCAACUUGCAUUUUUGCAGCCACCUCUUCCUCAGGUCCAACCAGAUCCUGUGUCAAACCAGCAACUUUCAGUUGAUGCAGUUGCAAUUGUGGCAAGGGCUCAGCAGAUGGUGGAGAUACUAUCGGAAGAAAACCGUGCCCUUCGCCAAGAACUGGAGGACUUCUAUGAAAGAAGUACAAAACUCCAAAAGUUUGAAAUGGAAAUUCAGCGGAUCUCAGAGGCCCAUGAAAACUUGGUGAAGUCCACCGCCAAACGGGAGACAUUGGAUAAAGCCUUGAGGAAUAAAUUGGAAGGCGAAAUACGAAGACUAUAUGACUUCAACAGGGACCUUAGAGAUCGCUUGGAGACUGCCAACAAGCAGCAGGCGAGUCAAGAGUAUGAUAGUACUGAAGAUACCAUGACGAUAGAGGGCCACUAUAUAACACAGAAGCUCUUGAAGGAAGAGGAAAAGCUGGAAAUGGAACUGGCCACAAUGCGUUCAGCCAAUGAGGAUCAGCGGAGGUGCAUUGAAAUCUUGGAUCAGGCAUUGAACAGCACCCAAGCCAAGGUGGUCAUGUUGGAGGAGGAGGUGAGGAAGAAACAAGUGUAUGUGGAAAGGGUAGAGCGGCUACAACAGGCCUUGACACAGCUGCAAGCAGCCUGUGAAAAGCGGGAACAGAUGGAACGGAGGCUACGUACUCGGCUGGAACGAGAGCUAGAAUCUCUUCGAGCACAACAGCGACAUGGAGGCCCUAUUUUGACUAACGUUCCACAACAUAAUACUCCAGCAUUGAUUGAGUUAUUAAAGGUAAAGGAAGAACGAAUCCUGGUCCUGGAGGCUGACAUGACCAAGUGGGAGCAGAAAUAUUUGGAAGAAAGGGCAAUGCGUCAUUUUGCUAUGGAUGCUGCUGCUACAGCUGCUGCUCAGAGGGAUACCAAUAUAAUAAAUCACUCUCCAAAUAGCAGCUACAAUGGUACUCCACUGGAAGUACGAAAUUUGAAUGAGGAAGAGGAGAAUGUGCAGUCAAAUCAAAGAUACCAAGACACAGAGCAUGGGGUAGGAGGCUUCAACUGCAUUUCUAACAGAAUAAAAAACCUUCACGCGCAGCUUAUAGAGAAGGAUGCCGUGAUAAAAGUACUCCAGCAACGUUCUCGAAAGGAACCAGGAAAAUUGGAGCCUGGAUCCCUGAGGCCGGGAAAAUCAAACUCAUCUAUACAUGGACAUACUGUACUGCAUUCUCACUGGGCAUCCCUGAGUAAAGAAGCAAAGGAGGAUAAGGGCAGGAAGGGAGGUGUAGGCUUGCUUCAAAUUAAAGACAAACAGGAAAAUUCUUUGCACACCUCACUUCAAAUGACUGCAACUUCACUCCCAGUGGUUUCCACACAUAUUAAAACUGGCAGUAAGGACAACAGUACUCAGACAGAUAGAAGUCCUGAACUGGUCCGUCCAAGUAGUGCCCCAGUCCACGGAAGGAGAAGGCUCAGCACAACCCCCAUCAGCAGCCCCAGUAUGAGACUGAAAUCAGCACGAAGCAACACAGAAAAAUUAGGAGAUGCUUCCAUCAUUCAUAUCAAAUCACACGACAGCAAAGGAAGAGGCACCUAUUCCUUCCACAAACCUGAUUUUGAUGAUCUAGUGGAAAUCCUCAUUUAACAACAGGAAGUCACAGCUGUACAGUCCAUAGAUGAUCAGAGCUUGCAUUAACAGCUGGAGAAUCAAGAGUAUGGAUCUUCAGAAGUUGAGGACUUCUUUUUUAAAUAAGGCAGAAACUGUUUGGAAGUAGAAAUUACAAGAAGGAUUUUGUAUCUAGGUAUAUGCAAAAUGGAACAUGAUACAAAUAAGUUGGGACUGUAAAGAGGAAGAUGAGUAGAUGAGAGUGGUAGGAUAUGGUGGGUGUUUUGUUUGGAAUGUAUUUGAUGGGCCUGUAAGCUUAAAAGAUACAAGCUAAGAGUAUUUUCAAUACUCUGUCUCAUAAUGAUAUAUCUGUGCAUUAUUUUCAAUUCAUAUAGAAGCGGAUCAGUAUUCUUACGGCUCUUUGGCACUUCUGCUGAAAACAAUGCCCACGUGUACACAGUACACAGUAUAAAGUAGCAUCUUUAUUGCCAUUCAAUAUCCAAUUGGAAUAUAAACAGGCAGAUGAAUAAAUAAUAUCCUGCAUAGUGUUUAUCUGCUACUUGUGUACUUUAGAAUUUUGCUGGUAUAAUUCUAGAGGCAUUUCACAAAAGGUUGAGUCCUGCUUUCUGUGAACUCUAAACUCAGUCUCAAAACAUCAUUUGAGGAAAGGUCACUACUGCAAUGAUGGACAAUAUUUCAUUUUAAAAGCAGAUCAUUUGGAAAUACUAUAACCUCACAUCUAUAGGCAAUCUUUCUAACACAUAAUAUGUGCACAAUUAAAACAAAAGUAGAAAAAAUAAAAAUAUAGAGUAACAGAAAUUGAAGCCAGGGCACAAGCUUAUCAUAAAAAUGAGUCAUUGAUAUUGCACAUCACUAUAUGACUGAUAACCACUAUGGGCUCUCAGAUUACAACAGCAUUUAUUCUGCGAUAUAAUGAAUGGUCAACCUCACUAAUUCUGGUUAAGUAAAAUAUUAUUUGUACAAAUAUGGAUUGCUUUAGACAAUGAUGAUACUUGUAACGAUGAAUCUAAAUACUUAUUGACAAACCGUAAAUAUCAAGAUUGUUUUCUGUACACACUAUCGAGCAAAGCGUUGUAGUGACAGUUAAAGUAAUAUUGUCGGUUACAUUUUCCCAGGCCGCCAUUUGGCAUACUCAAGUUUGGCAUAAAAAUUGAUGCUUACAUUUAUAGUAAACUUGGGGCCAAAUUGAACCAGCUGUCUGCAGUGAAAUAUGUUUCAACCUGAAAAAUAUAAGAAGCAGAGUUUCUGUUCAAAUUCAGAACUCCAGUACGUAACAGACCAUAUGGCAAUUUACAGAGUAUAGCUAGUUAUUCUCUAGAUCAAAUUGCAUCAGUUUGUAAUUUUCUAUUCUUGUGAUGUGUGCAGAAUGUAAAAAUGAAUAUCCCAAAUCUGUGUUUAUAUUGAGUGUGUUGUCCACCCGUCUGGUGAAAAGCUGCCUGCAUUGCCACAAUAAUUGAUUGCUAUUCCUUAUCCAACUGAACUGAAAGUAGGCUGAAAACAAGUUAUGUGACCUGGUCUAAUUGCACAUAUUUUAAAAAGUAGUGGAAUUUCAAAAUGUAGACCCCAAAAGAUUAAACAACUCCUUCGUUUGCAGAAAAAAAGUUGUUAUAAAACUAAUUCUCCAGGAAAUUUUAUGGCUAAUGUCAUUAUUUUUAAAAGUGCAGAUUUGCAUUUUCGCCCAGAGCACCAAUAUAUUAAUGAAGAGCUCUGACUUCUAUCAGUUUGUCGAAACAAAAGAAAUCAUUGCUUGAUUGACAGCUCGAGCUUUUUUUUAUUGCUGGUAUCUGUUUCGCCAAUGCUUACUUGUACAAGAUAAAGAGUACUUUUUAAGGUCUGGUUGAUUGACAUUUUUACAAGGUUGUAGUGAAGAAAGUUGUGUGACUUUUUUAAGCUUUUCUACACAUGCCAUUGUUAAUCUAGAGUUUAUUGGUUCUUUAGUAUUUGCACUGGUUGAAUGAGCAUGAAAAUGCUAGGCGCUGUCAUGGAUGGGAUAUGGGCAGAUCAUGAGUGUGAGGGAUAUGGGAAGUAUUAGUUAAGAAAGUAACCAGGGCCAAGUGCCAACAAACUUAGGUGGGUCUUUAAACCAAUUUGCUUUAACACUUAAAUAAAAGCAAAAUGCUGCAGAUGCACAUAAUCUGAAACAAAAGCAAUUUUAACGUCAUGUAUCAUGCAAACAGGUGGAGAUUUGGUAAAAUGACAGUUUCCAGUUUUGCUGAUUGGGUCUUAACCUAUUCGUGUUUGCUGUCCGCAUCCUUCCAUCUGUAUCUGUUGAUAAAGGUAAAGCAAAUCAAAUUUGUUCAGUGUGACUUGCUUCUAUGACGCAUAUUUACUGAUGGCUAAAGAGACACUUUGUAUUUGUAAACUGGGUGAAUCAGUAGGAAACUCCAAGCUAUAUGGUCCUAAAAUGGUCAGAAAUUUUACCAAUUGAAUCAGGAGGGUAGGGAUAGACUGACUAUAAUAGUCAAUGACAACAUCCAAUUCAAACAAGGGCAGGUUAGGUCAUCAACCAGGUCAACUAGAAACUAAAAAUCCUCCUUGCCUCAACUGUUGUUCGACCAGGUACACAGAGGCAGGUAUGUAAUGUGAUGACAUUGUUCAGUAGAAGUUGAUGGCCUCAUUGCAAGCUAGGGUGGGGGGGAAAGUUCCUGAUCAGACAUUUUUGGAAAAUAUCACAGCUUGACAAAAUUAAUUAUUUAACAUGGAAUGUAAUUAUAUAGAACUUAUGGAAAUGAUUAGGACAGGGUCCCUGCCGGCAUUCUGGUUGGCGCAUGGGAUAACCAUUAAAUUGAGUCUGCAACAUUUAAUUUUGAUAACCCAUUGACAUGUGGUCCUUGUCAACUCACUCUUUUCACUCAUACAUCGUAUCCAUUUUAAAAGGUGCUUUUUAUUUUAAGCGUUUAGUAAUUGUCUUAUGAAAGGAAAGUGCAGCAUUUUCCAGAAUCCUGAUUUUGGCUAUUUUAUUAUACAUUUGCUGAUGUUUAUUUCCUAAUUGAUUGCUGAGUUCAUUCGUGACAGCACUUUGUAUUAUAUUUUUGGCUACCUUAUGUAAAAAUGUCUGAGUUAAUUGGUGCAGUUGUGAACUAACUGUUAGAGAGAAGAAAGGCAAUGGCUGGCCAGUGCUGUACAGGUAGCUGAUUAUAUCAAGGGUAUGUUUUUGUAUAGUUCUCAAUGGGAGAGAAAUAACUUGAUGUCACAAAGAUGUUUCUCAACAAAAGUGUCUUUUUUUUUGUCUUU